This is a messenger RNA of Parasteatoda tepidariorum (common house spider), 1599 nucleotides long. RefSeq lists its product as uncharacterized. The record is from RefSeq and is a predicted model, not a curated record. NCBI's taxonomy places the organism in Eukaryota, Metazoa, Arthropoda, Arachnida, Araneae, Theridiidae.
GCAAUGAAACUUAAUCUGGAGCAUAAAAUAACACAAUUGUUGUUAUCUGUUCUAAAGUUUCGGUUUGUACGGGGAAUUCCCGUCUAGUAUUCAAUGGUUUUAUUACCAUACGUCUUUUUAAACUGGCGGCUCGAACGAUUUUUCUUAACAUAGCUUUAUAAAUAUGUACAUUUUGUAAAUACUUGUGCCAGUAUGUUAAGUCCUUCAAAUUACUUAACGUUGUACAGCAACGUACGCUCUAAAGAAAUUGAAAAGUCUGACACUAAAACUGAGGAAAUUAAACUUGCAAUUAAAAAUAUUGAAAAAGUGUACAAACCAAAUUCGAAAUUUUGGGUCGAGAAAUUUGAUCAAAAAGCCAAUUACGAUGAUCCUGCUUACAGAUGUGCAUAUUUGUUUAAAUAUGCUUCCUUGCACACAUUUUUAGUGCAGGAUAUAUUUACCAGAGUUUUAAUAGAGUGUUCGGCUGUUAUGAAUCCUAUAUUUUGGAGUCAUAACAAUUGUGUUAAUAUUUGCAGUCUCGGUGGUGGACCAGGAAUUGAUGCCAUUGGGAUUAUUUCUGCAUUGCACAGAAGAUUUGGACUCGUUUGUUGCUCUACGAAAAUUCUCGAAUUGAUGCCCGGAUGGAAGGAUACCUUUGAUUCGAUUUUAGGUGAAUUUCGGAACAAUCAUUAUGGAUUGUCUGGGAAUCUUACGCCACAGUAUUUUCAGUUUUCAUACGUAGAGGCUGACUUGCUGGGCAAGAUGGACAGCGUUGUAAAGAAAACUAUAAGCUCAGCAAAUUUGAUAACUAUGGUUAAGUUUCUCUCUGCUGUAACUUGUGUGGAUACUGCACAAAUGAUCAGAAACAUUUUCAAGUCAAUGCGUCCUGGCGCAGUAGUUUUCAUUAUUGACAAUGCAGCUGGUGGAUACAGUGAGCUAGUGUCUGAAAUAGCAAAAGAAUGCACACUAAGACCUAUUUUUGGCCCAUUGCAGUACCUUCAGUACACUAACGCCCAAUUUAAUGUAGAAGAUUAUAAUAGUAGAAGUUGCUCUAGUACACAAAUGACCGUUCAUUUAUUAAUGAAGCCAUACCUAACAGAAUGGAAUUCAUCAAUUACUGGAAUGAACUUUCCCGCCAGUAUCCCAGUGAGUCCUCUCUGCUGGCGUCCACCGUUACGGCGUCCACCAUACUGGCCCCCCUUCAUUCCCCGGCCCCCGCCUCAUUUUUUUACAGAUGUAUAAAGAAAAUUUUAAUACUAUUAUUUGAAAAUUCCGUAUUAAUAUCUGAAUAAUAUAUUUUUUAUAUUUUUGAAUGGAAUCUAAGCCUACACAGAGAUUGGCUAAAAUACAGACGUGAUUUGGCUGUGAAAGUAUUUUAUAAAUUUUGCUUCAUUUCACAAAAGAAAAUUUAAAUUUAUAACUUUCAAUAAGGUGUACAAAUCUAUUUGAUUUAGCCAAUAAGAAAUAUAUUCCAUAGAAAACAUAUUAGUAUACAUACUUGCUCACCUGUGAAUAUAUGUAUAUAUAUUGCAUCAUUUGCAAACCCGUUUGACUGAAAUUUAGUAUAUACCUAUAUUGUCCAAAAGCAGUCAAAAUGACUGUAUUGUAAAAGAAUAAUUA